Messenger RNA from Brugia malayi, 237 nucleotides. RefSeq lists its product as uncharacterized. The record is from RefSeq and is a predicted model, not a curated record. The transcript has 2 exons. Lineage: Eukaryota; Metazoa; Nematoda; Chromadorea; Rhabditida; Onchocercidae. The coding region runs from base 1 to 237 and encodes 78 amino acids.
AUGAUUGGAGAAUAUGGUAAUAUUAAUGAAGAAUUUCUUCAAUCGAAUGUAAGCAAUAAAACGGAAUCAAAAGAUGAAACAACAACAAAGAAAGGAAAAAUUUCGAAUUCAUAUAUUUCAGUGACAGAAAGUAAUGAUAAAAAAGAUACUACUAGCACAACAAUGAAUGCAUCUGAAAAACAAUACAUUGAAUCUUAUUAUAAUGCUGAUGAAUUAAGCCAAUGGAAAAUUUAUUAA